GCCUGAGACAUCCUACUCCAACUGGACACUGUACUGAAGGCGACUUCCCUUCAACAGAUCUGAUUUGAAACUUCUAAACAGCUACUGCAUAAACGGAUAUUAGACUGUUUGAUGUCAGAUAUUGCCGAUCAGGUCCAAAUGGACCAUACACAGCAACUGUCCGACAUUCUGUCCUGAUUGGACAUGAUAUAUGGCAUAUCACCUGCUGAAAAACGCCUUCUUUUGGUGAAGAUGCUUCUAAAUCUGAAGCCACAGGGCAAUUAUAUUGUGAUGAUGUGGCAAUGGCAGAGAAUCUCUACUGAAUUAGAGCAACAGGACUAUCCGAUUUCAGAAGUUUGCCAUGACAUUGGUAUAAUCCUAUUGGACCACCUCUUCAUCCAAUUGAAGAGGAAUCAGUCACAUGAGAUUGAUAUGGCCGCGAUAAUCAACCAAUUGGAGAGUUGUACACCAUCCGCACCCGGCCAUUACAAACCCCUGUCAUACACAAUUUAUCAACAGGAACCUUGGGGCCACACACCUCAAAUAGAUAAUCAACCACCCAAGGGGGGGAACAAGAAGAGUCAGCCAAUCACAGGCACUUCAUCAGACCCUUCUCCACCCCAGAAACCAUCCAAUGAGCAAUCAAAGUCAUCAUGA
This is a messenger RNA of Aspergillus glaucus CBS 516.65, 636 nucleotides long. RefSeq lists its product as uncharacterized. Bases 184 to 636 code for a protein of 150 amino acids. The record is from RefSeq and is a predicted model, not a curated record. The transcript is spliced from 2 exons. Lineage: Eukaryota; Fungi; Ascomycota; Eurotiomycetes; Eurotiales; Aspergillaceae.